CCAGAGCUUACAACUGUGAACAACAUUACAUUAACAAGACUGUGUCUGGAACUGCAACAGCUACUGUACACAAAUCCUCUGGGGGGCAUUGCUAGAAGAGGUCCCAGAAAAGUGUCAAAGAAAGAGAAAGCAACGUCAAGAAGAUUAACUAGCAUGCCAUGGCCUUCAGCUGUGACCCACAAUACAGAAUAAUGAUAAUUCUAAAAUCAAAGGGAGAGCUCCAGAGCACUGUUCAUGACAAUGCCUCUAUGUUCCUGUACCUCUUCCUUUUCAAAGCAGGGCUAAACUGCUUGGUCAUGACAAUCAGCCACAGGAGAAUGCGUAGAUCCUUGAUGGGCUUCUUCGGCCUCUCCUUCUUCCUGGCUGACCUGAUGUUCCUCUGCUUUUUGGUGGCCAUGAAGUUCAGAAGCAACCUAUCCGAUUCCCUGUGCUCUAUCCUGUCCUACUUUUCCAGUGCCUACGCCAAGCUGCCUCUGCCCAUUGUCAUCCUAGGGGGCAUCGACCAUUUCAUGAACCUGUCUCGCAGUGGCUUCCCAGUCUCUCGCAGCAGGGUAUUCCUGUACUGUGUGGAAGUUCUGCUGGUUUGGGCGAUCGCCAUAUUCAAUUCUAUGCAUACAAUCAUCACUGAAAUUCAGAGGCUGGAUCUCCCCAAUAACCAGAGAGCCUUUCUAUGUCCAAUCCACAGCUCCAAUACAGUCAACUUGUUCUGUGUGUCGGUGCUCGUCUUCACAUGCUGCUUGGUUGCCCUCUGUUGGAAACAAAUGCUGCUCUUUCAGAGGAUCUUGCAAGCCACAGACCAGGAUGAGAAAUCACUGGGUGAGCCACUGCGAAGCGACUUGCCCUUUACCUACAGCAAGCUUUCUGAUCAGGAAGAGGGCAGGGAGUCUCUACUGAAUCAGCAGCAGCAGUCACACAGCAAGAGCAUGCUGCUUCUCCUGGGCAUCAACGUGGACUUCUUGGUGAACUGGGGUGUCUUCCUGGUGGGGAACACCAUCAUAAUUUUCUGCAACCAAGCUGCCCCUUCCUACAUGAGCAUCAAUCUUCUGUGGCUCUUGUGUGCCAACAGCUUCCUGAUAGGUCUGGUGUACUGGAUACAGGCUGACAAGGUGGGGCCUCUCAAUGGCUUCCCUGAUGACAUCUGUACAUGGAACUUCUACUGGCUAAUCAACAGACAAGCUUCUAGCCUACAGGAAAAGGUGUCCCAUAGUAUCUAUACCCUAUCUGACAAGACGCAUAGAAACUCCUCUCUAGUCUAAAACCAACACAAUUCCGCAAUAUACUGAAGGAGCACCCAGGAAUAUCGUUUCACUGCACCAAGUAUCAGACUAUACUGAACACACAAAAAUGAAGUAUGAACUAUCUUGCAGCCACUGUACCUUACCAGCAGCUCUGUAUAGCCGUUUCGGAAGUCUUGCUAUCUAAAAGCAAUUAAUACUGUACAGUUUACUGUUGUUUGAAUAAUAAACCAACUUAUAAAAUGGGUCUUUGAAAUACUCUAUCUUGAUUGGUCAAAACAGGUCACAUGGGAGUGUGAAUAUUACAGCAUAUUCCCAGUGGUUGAAACUUUUUUCAAAAAGGGGCAAAUCACUUGUAGAUAUCCAUACGCCACUAAAAAAGCUAUCCAUAUUUAAAUGUAUAUUAAUAAACAGGACUAACCACAUUUA
Polyodon spathula (Mississippi paddlefish) is the source of this 1664-nucleotide messenger RNA. Its product is annotated as probable G-protein coupled receptor 160. The record is from RefSeq and is a predicted model, not a curated record. The coding region runs from base 159 to 1256 and encodes 365 amino acids. NCBI's taxonomy places the organism in Eukaryota, Metazoa, Chordata, Actinopteri, Acipenseriformes, Polyodontidae. The transcript has 2 exons. Gene Ontology annotation, cellular component: plasma membrane; signaling receptor complex.